This is a messenger RNA of Scomber scombrus (Atlantic mackerel), 3243 nucleotides long. Its product is annotated as aquaporin-11-like. The record is from RefSeq and is a predicted model, not a curated record. Gene Ontology annotation, molecular function: channel activity. The transcript is spliced from 3 exons. Gene Ontology annotation, cellular component: cytoplasm; membrane. NCBI's taxonomy places the organism in Eukaryota, Metazoa, Chordata, Actinopteri, Scombriformes, Scombridae. Gene Ontology annotation, biological process: transmembrane transport. The coding region runs from base 82 to 897 and encodes 271 amino acids.
AAGUUCAACACACAGCCAUACUUAUAUAAGUCGCCUCACACAUUUCUUAGGUAGCAGUGUGAACUGUGAACAACCGGACCGAUGACUGACCUGUGGAUCUCCUUCUCAGUGUUGGGACUAGUGCUGCUCCUCAGCGAGCUCACCCGCCGGGUUGCUGCGCGUAUUUUCCCGGGAGAUUAUCAGAUAUACCUGCUGGAGGCUGCGUGCACCUUCCAGCUCUGCUCCUGCACACAUGAGCUCAAACUAUUGGGAGAAAGUGUGCAGCUGGAGCCUCACAUCGGCCUCACAAUCACCUACAUAGUGACUCUGAUCCAUUUGGCAACUUUCCGGGGCGCGUCCUGCAACGCCAGCGGCGCUUUGGAGAGCUUUUGCAGGGGGAACAGCAGCUUCAGAUCGGCCCUCGUCCUCAUAGCCUUCCAGUUUGGUGCAGGGGUCGCUGCUCAGCACUUCGUCGCUGUUGUGUGGUCGCUGGGUCUGUCCGACGUGCACCUCCGGCACCAGAGGUUUGGGUUCAGGUGCUUUGACCCCCUGGGUGGGACGGUGCUGGAGGCCGCUGCAGUGGAGCUGGCCUGCGGCUUCAUCAUCCAGGCUGCAGUCAUGCACAUCCACAAGCUGGAUGAAAGACUUAAAGCGCACUUCAUCGCUGCUGUAAUCACAGCUCUGGUGUUUACAGGUGGGAGCAUUUCGGGGGCUAUUUUUAACCCCGUCCUGGCCUUCUCCGUCCAGUUCCCCUGCAGCGGACACACCUACCUGGAAUACUGCUUCGUCUACUGGCUGGGACCCAUCUCAGGUGUGGCGAGCUGCAUUCUGCUGUUUGAGAAGAUCGUUCCCUUCCUUUCUGGAAAGUGCACCAUCAGGUUGGACGUCACCGCUGCCAAGAAACAAAAGACACAGUAGCUCUUAACGUGGAUGGAGCUGGUAGAGCAGAAGCUGAGUCGUGUAGCUAUACGUUGGUAUCUUUUUAUUUUGAUGAUUUUAUUACAGUGGAGGUGUCUGAGUUGAUCAAAUCAGCGUCAUGUGUUGCCUGCACAGUCCAGUUAAUCAAUCAAUCAAUCAAUCAAUCAAUCAAUCAAUCAAUCAAUCAAUCAAUCAAUCAAUCAAUCAAUCUGUAGUCAUCUCAAGGCACUUUACACAUAGAGCAGGUCUAGACUGUACCUGUGUGUGCUACAUACUGAGAAAAGAGUCUAAAUCAGGAAUGUCAAACAUGCCAGAACCGGCCCAUCUUCUUUUCCUUCCAUCUUUCCUCCCUCUCUUUCUUCCUUCCAUCUGUCCUUUCUUUCUUUCUUUCUUUCUUUCUUUCUUUCUUUCCUUCCUUCUUUCUUUCCUUGCUUCCUUGCUUCUUCCCUUUCUUCCUUCCAUCUUUCCGUACUGUAUUUUCUUCCUUCCUUCCAUCUAUCUUUCCUUCCUUCCUUUCCUUUCCAUCUUUUUAAUGGACCGGCCCACAUAAGCUCAAAUAGGGCUGUAUAUAUAUGUGGCCCUUGAAUGAAGAUGAGUUUGACACCCCUGGUCUAAAUAAUCCACUGUGGUGUGAAACUGCAGCCGUCCGUCACGCUGCAGGUUUGUGACACUAAUGCACCGAAAAGCUCUCAUACUGCAGCUGAAACGUCCGUUCACUCUGACAAUCACAGAAACACUUCAAAUAAAUGCACAACACACACACAUUCAGGUUCUGAUCUUAAAAUGUGAUUUUCAUUGUGCUCAUAAUAUAUUUUUUCAUACAGAGUCAGAAGCACAAUAUAUUAUGGAGAUAAGUGUAUCUGUUAAAUUCAAAGUGUUAUCUUUUUCUAAGAUCACAGCUUUGCACCAAGUAGGAAACAACGUAAAGAAGUUUCAGAAGCACCUUGCUCUUGUUAAAUGAUCCGUUAUUCACCGAAAGUGCCUGCAAGUAAAGAUUAUUGUCAUUAAAUGUCAGAAAACUGCAAAACAUUCAUAUAGUUUAGAUUAGAUUGUGUUUAAAACAAGGAAAGCUUGCAAAUUAAAACAUUUAAGAAGCAAAAAAAAUGUCAGAUGUGUGGCAUUUCUACUUGAAAACUAACUUAAACUACUUAAGUUUUCUCUCUUAAGUAGUUUAAGUUCUCUCAGCUCACGUCAGAAGUGUGAAAUUUGAUUGUUAAUGUAUAUAAUAAAUGCCUUUUUAUUUAUUGAUAGUUGACAGGAUUGUUCUAUUUAAUGGUACGUUUUCAUCUGUAAAUGACAAAUUUUACACGGAAAUAUUUUUUCUUGUUUCUUUACGUCAAUUCUCAGAUGUUUGAAGCAGAAAAUGUUUUGCUAAUAUUCACUCACCAAGAAAUACGAUUUGCUGCGUUUAACAGUAAUAUCCAUUAACACACUGAUCAUAAACGUGUAUUCAAGAUUUUAGUAAAACAGAUUUUGCUAAGAAUAAACCAGCAUGUGCUACAGACGCAUCCAGCACAAUAAUUACACCUCGGACAAUAAGUUCAGACCCCCUCACACUACUUUCUAAUCUUUUGAAUCCUACAAAACAAAAACAAAAAGUGUUUUAAGCGAUGGUUGAAGGGGAAACUGCACAAAUAUUCGGUGAUAUUUUUCCGUUUUGGUUUGAUUAAUGUGGGUUUAAAGUUUUCUUCUGCUCUACACUUGAAACGUGGGUCACAGCAAACUGGAUAUUACCUUUUUAGCACACUGAGGUGACAAUGAUUUGUGUUGGGAUGACCAAAGCUUACGUUUUUCUUGCAUAAAUCAUGUUUAACUAUGUGACAAAGAGCCAAAAAUAUACUACUAGUAUAAAAUCUACACAGGAUGUUUGUUGUUUUUUUUUUACUGCAUUUUUUUCUGUCUCAACUUCAGUUUCUUACGUUUCUGUGAACCAAUCACAUGAUAAUUUACAACUUUAAUACCUCAAGAAUCUGGAUGGUGAUGACUGAGAGUAUUACUUGUAUGAUUAUUGUAAGUCGAGUGGAUUAUUAUUAUUAUUAUUAUUAUUAUUAUUAUUAUUAUUAUAACUAGAAUAUGUGAGUCAUGUUUUUCUGUGUUUCCCAAAUGCAAGUUUUCUGACACUACAUGUACAGAAUGUUUUUAAAGCACAAGGUUUGAAAAGUGUUUGUCAUUUAAAUGCAUUUAUGAUAUCUUGUGUGAUAUAUUUUGAUUAAAAACAUCUGUUUGAAAAAAGACAUAUCUAUGGCUGUUUAUUUAAUAAGUGUAUGUAUAUAGUUUAUGCUUACAAAUCGUGCUUUUUGAAAGAUAAUUCAAAUUUACUCGCCAAGUCUGCCAGUCUGUUGCAGG